Umbelopsis ramanniana AG is the source of this 1926-nucleotide messenger RNA. RefSeq lists its product as uncharacterized. The transcript is spliced from 4 exons. The record is from RefSeq and is a predicted model, not a curated record. The coding region runs from base 60 to 1703 and encodes 547 amino acids. Gene Ontology annotation, cellular component: chaperonin-containing T-complex. Gene Ontology annotation, molecular function: ATP-dependent protein folding chaperone; ATP hydrolysis activity; ATP binding. NCBI's taxonomy places the organism in Eukaryota, Fungi, Mucoromycota, Umbelopsidomycetes, Umbelopsidales, Umbelopsidaceae. Gene Ontology annotation, biological process: protein folding.
AUUUGACGCAAAAUAAUAAGGUCAGCGAUUCCUUUGGUCUACAAUCCGCUACACCAAAGAUGCAGGCACCGGUCAUCGUGAUGAAUACAAACAUGGAGAGAGAGUCUGGACGAAAGGCCCAGCUCUCGAACAUUACCGCUGCUAAGACAGUCGCCGAUGUCAUUCGUACAUGUCUCGGCCCCCGAUCCAUGCUCAAGAUGUUGCUGGAUCCUAUGGGAGGCAUUCUAUUGACAAACGAUGGUAACGCCAUUCUUAGAGAGAUCGAAGUUGCUCAUCCCGCUGCAAAGAGCAUGGUUGAGCUUUCGCGAACACAAGAUGAGGAAGUUGGUGACGGCACCACUAGUGUCAUCAUCCUUGCUGGUGAAAUGCUCGCUCAAGCUCUUCCUCACGUUCAACGCAACGUUCAUCCCAUUGUCAUCAUCAGUGCUAUGAAGAAGGCUUUGGAAGACGCUCUUCAGGUCAUCGAUGACAUUUCCGUCCCUGUCGACGUCAACAAUCAGGAUGAGAUGCUUGCUCUUGUCAAGUCAUCGCUCGGCACCAAAUUUGUCAGCCGUUGGAGCGAUCUCAUGUGCAACCUUGCUCUCGAUGCUGUUCGAACUGUCGCCAUGGAAGAUGAAGCUACUGGUCAACGCGAGGUUGAUAUUAAGCGAUAUGCACGUGUUGAAAAGAUCCCCGGUGGUGAGAUCGAGGAAUCUAAGGUUUUGGAUGGCUUGAUCCUCAACAAGGACGUUACCCACCCUAAAAUGCGUCGUCGUAUCGAAAACCCCCGUGUUGUCCUUUUGGAUUGCCCAUUGGAAUACAAGAAGGGUGAAUCUCAAACCAACAUUGAAAUCACAAAGGAGGCCGACUGGAACCGUAUUUUGGAAAUCGAAGAAGAACAGGUCAAGACCAUGUGUGAAAAGAUCAUUGAGCUUAAGCCUGAUCUUGUUUUCACCGAAAAGGGUGUUUCAGAUCUCGCACAACACUACUUCGUCAAGGCCAACAUCACUGCCAUCCGUCGUGUUCGUAAGACGGAUAACAACCGUAUCGCUCGUGCUACUGGAGCCACCAUUGUCAACCGAGUGGAUGAUUUGCGCGAAAGCGACGUCGGUACCAGAUGCGGUCUGUUCAACAUUGAAAAGAUUGGUGACGAAUACUUCACUUUCUUGACCAAAUGCAAGGACCCCAAGGCAUGCUCUAUCAUCCUCCGAGGUCCUAGCAAGGAUAUCAUCAAUGAGGUCGAGCGUAACUUGCAAGAUGCCAUGUGCGUUGCUCGUAACGUUUUCUUCAACCCUCGUCUUGCACCAGGUGGUGGUGCUACUGAAAUGGCCAUCAGCGUCAAACUUGCUGAGAAAGCCAAGUUGGUUGAAGGUAUUGAACAAUGGCCUUAUCGCUCUGUGUCCGAUGCUUUGGAAGUCAUCCCCCGCACCUUGAUUCAAAACUGUGGUGGAAACGCCAUCAAGGUCCUUACCGAGCUCCGAGCUAAGCAUGCCAACGGCGAACACUCGUUCGGUAUUGACGGUCACAAUGGCAAGGUGGUCGACAUGAAGGACUAUGGUAUCUGGGAACCCAAUGCCGUCAAGGUCCAAACUGUCAAGACUGCCAUUGAAUCCGCAUGCUUGCUUUUGCGAGUUGACGAUAUUGUCUCUGGUGUUUCCAAGAGAUCCGGUGGUGGUGGCCCUCAAGGAGGAAUGGAAGAAGCUGCCGAGAUGGCUGAGCGUUAAACAAUAACCUUCAAAUAAGAAAACCAGACCAACGUCCAGCAUACUUUGAAGAAAAACACCCCCAAGCAUGAAAAACUCGCUAUUCCCCCAUCCGCACCACGAACGAAGUCAAAAAUACAAAAAAGAGAAAAUUUGAACGAUAAUCCCCAAAAAUGAUAUUAAAAGAAAUUACAAGAGCUUUCUUUUUUGCACAUAGAAUUAAAACCCUUCUUUCGCUUCUUAA